Molecule: messenger RNA, 4134 nt
Organism: Oxyura jamaicensis (ruddy duck)
Lineage: Eukaryota; Metazoa; Chordata; Aves; Anseriformes; Anatidae
Product: CBP80/20-dependent translation initiation factor-like
Exons: 3
Coding region: 13-426 (137 amino acids)
Biological process (GO): regulation of translational initiation
Cellular component (GO): cytosol
Molecular function (GO): protein binding; translation activator activity; RNA binding
Source: RefSeq, a predicted model, not a curated record
AAAGAUUUCACCAUGCGGGAGGAGCUGCAGCAGCAGGACGUGGAGCGCUGGCUGGGGUUCAUCACCUUCCUCUGCGAGGUCUUCGGCACCAUGAGGAGCAGCACUGGAGAGCCCUUUCGAGUCCUCGUCUGCCCCAUUUAUACCUGCCUCAGGGAGUUGUUGCAAUCUCAGGACGUGAAGGAAGACGCCGUGCUUUGCUGCUCCAUGGAGCUGCAAAGCACCGGCCGGCUGCUGGAGGAGCAGCUGCCUGAGAUGAUGACGGAGCUGCUGGCCAUAGCCCGCGACAAGAUGCUGUGCCCCUCUGAGUCCAUGCUGACGCGGUCCCUCCUGCUGGAGGUCAUUGAGCUGCACGCCAACAACUGGAACCCGCUGAUGCCCACCAUCACGCAGUACUACAACAAGACAAUCCAAAAACUGACAGCCUGAGGGGCAGGGCAGGGAGGUGUGGGAAGGGGCGAGAAGGAGACAUGCACCUUAGCAGGAUCCGCCUCUCGCAGCCAGGCGAGCACCUUUCUGAUUUAAAUACCUAAGCAGACAAACCCCAGCAUGCUCUGGAAUACGUUCAUGGGGUGGGGAGGGAGAAGCAUGUUUCUUUUCAGCUGUGUCGCCAAGUGCCACCCCUCUUCCCUGCCGUGUUUUUGUUUUAGGGUUCCUUUUAUGAAAUCAUUGCUCUAGCAGCAGUGCAUCCCGACAGGUUACUGUUUGGCUUUAGAAAGAAGACGAAGAGUUGGAAAAGCGAGCCCGAGUGGGGGCUAGUAUUGUUUUCACACCAUCCUCCUGGCUUGCCCUGGCCAACUGGCAGGAGAGAGCAUGCAGCAGGAUGUCCCGGGAGGACAAAGUGCAACACAUACUACACCGGACGCUCAUAAUUGAUGUUUUUUGUCAAGCGGAGCUUUUUUAAUUCCCCCCCCUCCAUCUUCAACUUUCUGCUCCCCCACCUCCCCUUCAUCUACUCGUCGCAGCUUCGGAUGCCAACCGGUGAGCAGGAUGGCUUUUUUAUUUGCACUGGGUUUUAUUUUUCCUGGUCAUUUGUAUUUUAUUCUAUUUUAUUUUGAACGGACAAUUGCAAUAAGCGCGGAGACAUGGAAGUGACACCUUCCUGCAAGCUCAUAAAUGAUUUACGUGAAGAUGCUGAAGUAGGAGGAGGAUUUUUAAGGAGCUCAAAAGCCACUGUAGAAGUAACAUAGCCACAGUUGUCUUGCCAGUAACCUCGCAGAUUAACUGAAAAAUGUGUGCCCUGAUCUGGGAGCUCCAAGAAACGCGGGAUGCUGCGGCUGUUUGCUCUGGCUGGUAAAGCCAUGGCACCCCCCAUCCUCUAAACUAUAACCCAUUUAUUUUUUUGUAUUUUUUUGUUUCUGUUGAAAGAGUGCUUUACUGUAAUUACUAUCAUGGCUGUAAUAAUACAUUUAAAACCAGGCCCGUUGUAGUCGAGCCUAGUAAUGUACAGGGCAAUGGAGAAAUGAAGACUUGAUGUUCUUGGGAAACCAGUAGAGAGAAGACGAGAAGUGCAUGGCAAAAAAAAGGAGGGAUAAAAGAAGAGGAAAACAAUGAAAAGCCAAAAAUACAGGUUUUGAGUCUGGCUUCUAACUGGCUGCAUUUCCUAUCCAGUAUUUGUAGGUGUGCAUUGUACAGGGGCGGUUGUGUGCCCUGGUUGGUGUAAGUGGUACCAUGUCCCCGAGCGCAGGGUGACGUGUUCGGAGGGGGCAGGGCGAAGCGGGGAGCGGGUGGACCCUGCUUUGCUGUGUGCUGGGGCAGCUGGGGUGGUGCUGGGGAGGUGGGAGAGAUGGGGAGAAGGGAGAGAUGGGAAGAUGAUGGGGGAUUUGGGGAGGCGUUCACCCAGCAGAGCUGCAGAGCUGGAAGUGCCCCAAGCGCGGAUGGCAAGUGAAUAGCGACCAGCAAACAUCAGGACUUGGUGUUUCCUUAUUAACUUCUCUGCCAAUGCUUGUCCACAUGAAAUCCCUGCUGGUGUUCAUUUUGGUGAAGUGGGAGAGGAGCAGAGGAAGCCCUGACCCUGCGGUGCCAUCCCGAUCUCGGGUGCUUUAGGGAGCUACCGGCCUGCGUGCGAGGGGCAGGAGGCUUCCCUGCCAUGCAGCUUGAAGGGCAGAAACCUUCCCCGUGCACGUGUGCAGGAGUUGAGCAUCCUGGCCAUGUGGUUUGGCAUGACUUGAACUUUUCAUGAGGUUGUCUGCGGGAGCAUUUCCUAAUCCGCACAUGGAGUACGAGGAAAGGAGCUGGAAAGAGGAGCUUCAGUGGUCCAUGUCUGCACAGACUGAUUCCUGGACUGGGGAUGCAGGCCUGGCAGCUGUGUUAGCACUGCUGCAGAAGAGCAGAGAGGUCGGGAGGUGUUAGCAUGAAGCUGGACUGCAUCAGGCCUGUCGGUGUCGAAUGGCUGAGGGCUGUGCCCUUGCUCUUGGCCUUCCCAGCCGCCUGGCCCUGUGGGGAGCGGAGGACCAGAGGCAUGAAUGUCGGUGUGACCCCGGAAAGUCGCCAUCAGCAGCCCCAGAGCAGCCUGGGCCCCAGCCAAGAGGCAGGUGGGGAACGGAGGGGGAGUGAGGGCUUAAAUUGAGCAAAUAGAGUGAAAUUACCUGUGGUGAGGACAAUUUGUCAAGGGGCCUUUAGUGUCAUGACAGCCUCUGAUGUGCGAGCUGCACACAGUCGAUCAGUGCAAAUUAGGCCCCGCCGGUCAGAAGCAUUAAUGAGGUAGCUGGGGCUAGAGAGGUGCUGCUAAUCUUUCAGACUUUGGGGAGAAGACUGGAGAAAAAGCUUUGCUGGGGGAUUUUUGAAGACCAGAAGAGUCUCCCCACAUCCUGCUCCACACCGCAGCAUCCCUCAGGGCCUGCUCUCUGAACGUAGCAAAAGAAGAAAAAAAAAAAAAAAAAAAAAAGAAAAGAAAAAUGGAAAAGCCCGGAGGAGCAUCGGCCAGUGGCUUUGCCCUCCAAUGCUGGGAUUUCUCCUGUGGAAGAACUUUCAUGUGAAACCUGUCUUUUUUAAUGUCUGUUGUCUGUCGCCGCUGUUAAGGUCCCUUCAUCCAGCCACUCAUGCUUGGUAACUUGGUACGUCAGUCUCUCUGUUGGUGUGUGAGAAUUUAGAUGUUGACCAAAAAAGUAUUUUUUCCCCUGCAAUUACGUACAGCCACUGGCAUGUCUGCAGUCCCUCAGUGGGAAGCCUGCCUGUUGGGAAGGAAAGAUGCCACUGGCAAUGUGAUGCGGAGGGGUGGGAGCAGCAGUGCGUUUUGGGAACAGAACACCCUCCUUUGACCAAAUCCAUGUCAGGCCAAACCUGGGGCUGGUGUAAGGAUGUGGUGAUGCCCGGAGCUGCUGGCUCUGCUCCCUGCAGAGCUCCCAGCACCCGGUCCCCUCCUUCCCAGGCAAAUCAUUGCCAAACUGGAGGCUUUGGCUGUCUGCAAAGCAGCCUGCUUGGUUUCCUCAUGAGGGAUUUGACCCCCCGUUUGGAGAAGUCUCGUUUGUAUGGAGGUGAAAUGAGAAUGGGGGGAAAAAGGCAAAGUAAGUGAUUUGCCUGGUUCCCGUCUUCCCCCAAAGGAGAUUAAUUAGUAUCUAUUCUUGGCAUGAUUGAUGGCUUUGAAGGAAAACUUGUGAGAAUAACUUAUGAUUUAUUUUCCUGCUUAUUUCUAUAACAUCCCUCACUUGGAAGUCUCUCAAAAUCUGAAAUAUGAUUUUUAUUUCUCCGCUAGGUAUUUUAUGGCUUUACACAAAUUUUGCUCUUCUUGGUGUUAGCUGUUAGCCAGUCCCAGUGAUACAGUAUUUUUCAGGAGAAACAACUCUAAGGGUUGCAAAGUCCUGUUGAUGGCCAACAGGGCUGUGGUGCCCUGCAGAACAUGUAUUUAAUGCUAGCAAUUCAUGUUUUAAUGUAUUUAUUUGCAUUCAAAAAAGCAACUAAUUUAAUUUAAUCAUGUUUGUUAAACUAACUGCUUAAAAAAAAGACAAUGGUUUUGGGAAGAAUAAAGACUAGAACUUCAUACUAGAGAAAACAAAAACUCACAGUUUUCAGCAUUUCAAAGACUGUUAAAACAAGGAAGCUAAUAACUCAUUGUGGCAAUUCACUCGUUUAUAGAACAUCCAACCCUCCUGUAUGCUAUAAAAUGCAUCAUCUGUGUAAUAAAUGUUUAAAGCUUGA